ACUGUCACUGUCAGGUCAGUGGCAGUGGUGGCAGUCGGUGCGGUCGGUGCUGGUCGGUGCGUCGCGUCGGUCUAUCAAGCAAUAAUACGCCGGCCAUGGCAGAAUGGUUACAUUUGAAAAUAGUUCGCCUGAACGAACUGAACAAUGUCGAAGAAAAGAAGGAUAUAUUAUCUGAGAUCAAAAUCAAAUUGGGGAGCUUAAACAAUAGAGAAGCCGAACAAAUCUCUCGGAAUUUGGAUUUUGGCUUGUUGUUCGCUCAGUUAACCUCCGAUGACAGAGAAUACGCGAAUGACGUAUGUAACGUUUUAAAGACGUUGUUUGGAAUUUUGGAACUCGGAGAUGUGUACGAAAGGUAUUCGUCAGAAUUAUCUCAAUUAAUAAUUCAUUCGGAUCCUGCGGUGAGAUCGCUCGCGUUGCAUCAGAUCUUAAGCGUCGUGUCUGAUCCUCGAAAGAUAUCUUUGCUUCUGCGAGAUACGAAUUUAUUGGUCGCCGUCAUAAAUAGAAUCGGUGACGACAGUCUGAUGGUAUCGAAAUGUGCCGCGUGUAUAAUGAAGGAGAUCGGCAGACAUCCGAACGGGUUACAAAUUCUAUACACUGGUGAACUGCUGCGAAGCUUUGCCAGAUUGUUAACGAAAAAUGACGUUGUCAGUUUUCGCGUGUACGAAGUCGUCGUGGACGUAGCGAGAUCCUCGAAGGAGGGCCUCGAAGCGUCGGCUCGAUCAGGAUUUUUGAAUUCCUUGUUUGAGAUUCUCGAGAGCGAAGAUAUACUGUUGCAAGUAAAUGCGUUAGAAAUUUUGUCGCAAUUGGCAUUGACGGAGGAAGGACUGAGCUAUCUGGAGCAACAGGAAGUGUUGAGAAAAUUGGUCCAGAAGAUAGCACAGGCGAACGAAAAUCCGUUGUCGAACUUAUUGAUCCCCGGUUUGAUGAAGUUCUUCGGGAACGUUGCCCGCCAUUGGCCGAACGAGAUCUUUUCCAAAUAUCCGGCCGUAGUCUCGGCUUUGUUUGAAGUGAUCGAGAGCGCGGAUCAGACCAUUCUCGGCGUCGCGUUAGACACGUUGGGUCAGGUUUCUGUACGUCCCGAAGGCAAGUACGCGUUGCAAGCGUUGGGAAACGCGAUGCCGAGUGCGCUAAGAAAGAUAGCGGAAGUCAUACAGAGAAUGCCUACGACACUGAGGAUUCGCGGACUCGAAAGUCUGGCUCUGAUACUCGAUGUACCGAAACCGGAACAGGACAACAGAAUUCUGUCGUUGACGAAAUCAUGGUUCGAUUCUAUGUGCGACGAUCCCUUAGGCAUGAUCGUAGCUCUGUGCAGGCAACCGUUCGCGGACAUUAGGCAAGCCGGAUUGCAGGUGUUGGCCGUUCUCGCGUCUCAAGUAUGGGGUCAGGAAUACGUAUCGUCGUAUCCGGGUCUGGUAGAGUUCUUACUCGACAGGAACGUCGAGUCGUUUAAGGAAUGUAAAGAAGCGAAGUACGAGGUGGUGAAACGCCUGGCCGAAGGCGAACAGGACGUAUUCGAUCCGGACACGAUGCGAAGGUUCAGGGAGUUCGCGAGCCAAGGACCGCAUUACGUCGAAAUAAGUACGGAAGUCGCGAUCGAGGGAGGAUCGUGACCUGUGUCACUCUCGUCCUCGUUACCGUACGUCGAGGACAUCGAAGUUCGUCGUUAUCAGUCGAGAAUGUCGUACGAUUUCCAGAGAACUUCCCACGAGAGCGAGUCUAUGCUAUUAUUAUUUAUUUUCAAUCUGUUACAUGUAGAAAUAAAAUGCAAUGGUACGUGAA
This is a messenger RNA of Ceratina calcarata, 1779 nucleotides long. RefSeq names its product 26S proteasome non-ATPase regulatory subunit 5. The transcript is spliced from 2 exons. The record is from RefSeq and is a predicted model, not a curated record. Bases 96 to 1610 code for a protein of 504 amino acids. Gene Ontology annotation, biological process: proteasome assembly. Gene Ontology annotation, cellular component: cytosol. NCBI's taxonomy places the organism in Eukaryota, Metazoa, Arthropoda, Insecta, Hymenoptera, Apidae.